CAAGACCAGAACACCAACAGCCUGCUCUGCCACCUCGACUGCCGAGUAUAACUGCGACUGCACCCUCGGACGACUGCAAAUACUGCUACAGCAGCUCUACAACCAGCGAACUUGCACCGGACACGUCACACGACACCCGGAGCUCAGCUUGAUAUCACAGGCAUUGCUAUAUCGCACACCCACAGUUUAUGACUCGGCCUAAUCGCUGCUCUUAACUCGAGAUUAUACUUACCACAACUCAUUCCACAAUGGAUACACCUAAUCUCUCAAGGUCUUCCUCGACCUCAUCUCGCAACAAGGCGAACCUCAGCCUGGACCUUUCCAACCUCCCGCCACUGGUUCAGCCCACUCCUCCCUCAAACACGCUCAUCUUCACCAACCUAAACAACACCGACAUCUUCCUGCCCGAGAACCUACAAACAAUUCGCGACCUUAUUGAGCACACAGCGUCCAUACACUCGUUUGCGCCGCUCAAGUCCUUCCGCCGCAUCAUCGUCUCCUUCUUCGACAUAGAUGCCUCAUUAGCGGUGCGCCAGGUCUGGGAUGGCGAAGCUGUCAUGGGUGAGCGCAUCAAGCUCUACUUUGGCCACUCCACGCCCAUUGAGACCAAGCCAGAGCAUCUGGAGCUGCCCGACGCCGGCAAGCUAUUCUUCAUCUCACCACCCGCCAGCCCUCCCCACGGCUGGGAGAUGCGCCUCGAGGAUGCGCCGAACAAGCAGGUGCACGCUGAUGACCUUGCUGAGGCCUUGGCCAAGCUGCACCACCGCCCUAUCCCCACCUACGACUCGCCCAUUACCCCAACCGACGGCGGUGUGCCCAACUUUGGCACUCGGAGUCGCAGCUCGACUCUCAUCUACAAGCCAGACGCCGAGACAAGCCCAGGCAUUCCUGCCGUGUUUGUUGAGGACAUGACAGAUGAGCCUAUUGCUCUGAGCCCGCUCGACGCCUCAAAACCCAUCCUGGCUCACACUGCUCGACCUCCUGUUGAACUGAUGAACGACCUCUAAAUGAGCUUUUGGACAUGUGGAUAUGAGGGUCGGUGUGCACCGGAAUUUUUAUCAUUUCUUCUUAUUUUUAUUGUUCCUGUACGCUUUUUUUUUUCUGGGAAGAAGGUUCUUGGUUGGCGUUGGCAAAGACGUGACAACACGGCUACUACUUUUGGUUUCCGGAGAUUGUCAAGAUUCUUCGUGUGGACCUCGUUACUAAUACGGACAUGGAGUUGAGGUUGCUUUCUUUUUUUAUUGUUACAUGGAGUUAUCUGAAAAGCAGAAAGAUUCCUAUCUAAGAAUACCUAGAUGUAUACCAACCGAUAGAUGGAUGGGCGUAGCAUCAACAGCGACAUUACGUGGCUGGAUAGAAUUGUCUAGUUCAAUUAACUUGAUCAAGCAC
Molecule: messenger RNA, 1389 nt
Organism: Trichoderma virens Gv29-8
Lineage: Eukaryota; Fungi; Ascomycota; Sordariomycetes; Hypocreales; Hypocreaceae
Exons: 1
Coding region: 249-1007 (252 amino acids)
Biological process (GO): calcium-mediated signaling
Cellular component (GO): cytoplasm; nucleus
Molecular function (GO): calcium-dependent protein serine/threonine phosphatase regulator activity; nucleic acid binding
Source: RefSeq, a predicted model, not a curated record